CCCUCGCCCUACCGACCGACCGCCGCCAUGCCUUCCCACGGAGAGCGAAACAUGGAGCACGGAAACCAGGCCUAUGCCGCCACCUUUAACCAAGGCCAUCUGGCACUUCCACCCAGCCAGCGGUACCUAAUUGUCACCUGCAUGGACGCCAGAAUAGACCCCACUGCGGCUUUUGGCAUACCACUCGGAGCCGCCCAUGUUAUCCGGAACGCAGGGGGGUCGGCACGCGACGCCUUUCGAUCCAUCAUCAUAUCACAGCAACUGCUCGGCACAAGAGAAGUCAUGAUCGUCAAGCACACCAACUGCGGCAUGCUCACAUUCGACAACGCAACAGCAAAGUCGGUCGUCCUGAAGAAGCGGGGCGAGAUAGCGGCAAGAGAAGUCGAGCAAAUGGACUUUCUGCCUUUCCAUGAUAUCGAGAUUCAGAUUAAAAAGGACAUCCAGUGGCUGCGCAUCAAGGCGGUAGAAGACAACAUCCGCUUCAGCGGCUGGAUCUACGAUGUCGAAUCGGGCAAGACGAAGAGGAUAGUCUGAUGUUUUUUCCCUAUAGUUUCGGCGAGCCAGGAAGAUAUACCCAGAUGAAUGUACAACAGUCUCCUAGACGUUUCUUCCUUGACAUUGGAUGGGCGAGGCAUUACCGGCGUUAAGUGUGUACACGUUGCCUAUUAUAGACUAGCUUCUCAAUUGCUGCCGACAUCACAGGUCAGGGCCUUUCAA
Messenger RNA from Exserohilum turcica Et28A, 717 nucleotides. RefSeq lists its product as uncharacterized. The transcript has 2 exons. NCBI's taxonomy places the organism in Eukaryota, Fungi, Ascomycota, Dothideomycetes, Pleosporales, Pleosporaceae. The record is from RefSeq and is a predicted model, not a curated record. The coding region runs from base 28 to 534 and encodes 168 amino acids. Gene Ontology annotation, molecular function: carbonate dehydratase activity; zinc ion binding.